This is a messenger RNA of Miscanthus lutarioriparius, 1212 nucleotides long. The record is from the annotation of a GenBank genome assembly. NCBI's taxonomy places the organism in Eukaryota, Viridiplantae, Streptophyta, Magnoliopsida, Poales, Poaceae.
AUGCUCUCGUGCUUCCGGCUGCCGCGGCCGUUCGGCAGCGGCGGCGGCGGGGACGCGGACCAGCAGCAGGCCGCGGCGGUGUCUCCCCGUCGGGGCCCGUCGCUGCCAUUCGCGGCGAGCCUGUUCGCGGCGUCCCCGUCGACGUCCGGGCGCGGGAAGAGCCCGUGGCCGCCGCCGGAGGCGGACGACAUGGAGAAGAAGCGGUGGGACAGCAUGGAGUCGUGGUCCAUGCUGCUGGACACGGUGAUGGUCCCCGGCGGCGAGGACAGCCGCAGCGGGCGGCGAGAGGAGUGGAUGGCCGACCUGUCGCAGCUCUUCAUCGGCAACAAGUUCGCGUCGGGCGCCAACAGCCGCAUCUACCGCGGCAUCUACAAGCAGCGCGCCGUGGCCGUGAAGAUGGUGCGCAUCCCGGAGCGCGACGAGGCCCGCCGCGCCGAGCUCGAGGAGCAGUUCAACUCCGAGGUCGCCUUCCUCUCCCGCCUCUACCACCCAAACAUCGUGCAGUUCAUCGCGGCGUGCAAGAAGCCGCCGGUUUACUGCAUCAUCACGGAGUACAUGUCCCAGGGCACGCUGCGGAUGUACCUGAACAAGAAGGACCCGUACUCGCUGUCGCCGGAGACGAUCCUGAAGCUGGCGCUGGACAUCUCGCGGGGCAUGGAGUACCUGCACGCGCAGGGCGUGAUCCACCGGGACCUCAAGUCCCAGAACCUGCUGCUCAACGACGAGAUGCGCGUCAAGGUGGCCGACUUCGGCACCUCCUGCCUGGAGACCAAGUGCCAGGCCACCAAGGGCAACAAGGGCACCUACCGCUGGAUGGCGCCGGAGAUGACCAAGGAGAAGCCCUACACCCGCAAGGUGGACGUGUACAGCUUCGGCAUCGUGCUCUGGGAGCUCACCACCUGCCUGCUCCCGUUCCAGGGCAUGACGCCCGUGCAGGCCGCGUACGCUGCCUCAGAGAAGAACCUGCGCCCGCCGCUGUCGAACUCGUGCCCGCCGGUGCUCAACAACCUGAUCAAGAAGUGCUGGUCGGCGAACCCGGCGCGGCGGCCGGAGUUCAGCUACAUUGUGUCGGUGCUGGAGAAGUACGACCACUGCGUGAAGGAGGGGAUGCCGGUGACGGCGCACCAGGAGCUCAGGCUCUGGCGCUCCUUCGCCAAGAUCUUCAGGACGGGCUGCAUCACCAACAACUUGUCCAUACCGGUGCAUGCGUGA